AUGAUCACACAAUGUGACAUGAAGGAUCUCAAACACAAAGGAAACAUAUUUUCUUGGUCUGGUCAACGUAUCACAACACACACCGGUCGUAGAAUCAGAGAAACUAUUCAAAGCUGUCUUGAUAAAGCUAUGGCUAACUCUUCUUGGUCAGCUUUAUUCCCUGCUUCGGAAACUUUAUUCCUUAAACCAAUAGCCUCUGAUCACCAACCAGUAAUUCUUACAAUUGAAGUUAAAACAUCCAUUCCACGAGGCCAAUUCCGAUUCGAAAACCGAUUACUCCAGGACAGCCGAGUUGCAGAGGUUAUUAAAGAAGGUUGGAACAUGCCAAGCGGUGCUAAUCUGGUAGACAACAACAUCACCAACAAUAAAGAUUGA
Messenger RNA from Arabis nemorensis, 375 nucleotides. The record is from the annotation of a GenBank genome assembly. NCBI's taxonomy places the organism in Eukaryota, Viridiplantae, Streptophyta, Magnoliopsida, Brassicales, Brassicaceae.